Strongyloides ratti is the source of this 552-nucleotide messenger RNA. RefSeq names its product Lactoylglutathione lyase. Lineage: Eukaryota; Metazoa; Nematoda; Chromadorea; Rhabditida; Strongyloididae. Bases 1 to 552 code for a protein of 183 amino acids. Gene Ontology annotation, molecular function: lactoylglutathione lyase activity; metal ion binding. The record is from RefSeq and is a predicted model, not a curated record. The transcript has a single exon.
AUGACUGAAACAAAAAGACCAAUUCCUAGAGAUGAAGUUGCUGCUCUUUGUGGAGAAAAAGAUGGAAGUACUGAGGGAUUUUAUUUUCAACAAACUAUGUAUCGUAUUAAAGAUCCAAGAAAAUCCCUACCUUUUUAUACAAAAGUUUUAGGAAUGACAUUAUUAAAACAAUUUGACUUUCCUGAAGGAGAAUUUUCAUUAUUUUUCCUUGGAUACAAACCAAAAGAAGAGAUUCCAGAAUGUGAAGAAAAAAGAGCUCGUUAUGCUUUAAGUACUCAUUCUACUAUUGAAUUAACACAUAACUGGGGAACAGAGAAUGAUGACAACUUUCAAUAUCAUAAUGGUAACAAAGAACCACGUGGAUAUGGACAUAUUGGAAUCGUAGUUCCAGAUGUCUAUAAAGCUUGUGAAAGAUUUGAAAAAGAAGGAGUAAAAUUUGUCAAAAAACCAGAUGAGGGUAAGAUGAAAGGUUUGGCUUUCAUUCAAGAUCCUGAUGGAUAUUGGAUUGAAAUAUUCCAUCCAAGUAAUGUUGUUGAAGAUAAAAAAAAUUAA